Molecule: messenger RNA, 2726 nt
Organism: Capsicum annuum
Lineage: Eukaryota; Viridiplantae; Streptophyta; Magnoliopsida; Solanales; Solanaceae
Exons: 2
Coding region: 178-1149 (323 amino acids)
Source: RefSeq, a predicted model, not a curated record
CUGAGAAAUUUCGGAAAAAGUGUUGCAGCACUCUUUGUAACUAAUGCUUUAACGCGUAGACUUUUCCAGCUUUUUCGGGAAUAAAACGUGGCGGUGCAUUGGAGCAAGAAUCAAGAUCAUAGCUAUUUCAGAAUCUUGAAAUCGUCCAUCCUCUUGAGAUCAGACAGAAACAAGAGCAUGGAUCUGCCACCGGAAGAGCUUCAAUUCUUGACCAUACCUGGUAUUUUCCAUGAAUCAAUCUCCAUACCCAAAAGAUUUCCAAAAGCUUUCUACCUUAUUACCCUUACAUUAAUAUUUCCUCUUUCUUUUGCAAUCUUGGCUCAUUCGUUGUUCUCUCACCCCAUCAUUACUCAGCUUCAAGAAAACCCAAAUUCAUCUCAUGCCUCUCGAUGGACCAAGCUCAUUGUUUUCCAGUUUUGUUACCUACUUUUCUUGUUUGCUUUCUCUUUGCUUUCAACUGCUGCUGUUGUUUUCACUCUUGCAUCAAUUUACACCUCAAAGCCUGUCUCUUUUUCCUCUACCUUAGCUGCGAUUCCCAGUGUUUUCAAGAGGCUUUUUAUUACCUUUAUAUGUGUUUCUCUAUCUAUGUUGGUGUAUAACACUGUUUUCUUGAUCUUUCUUGUGAUUUUGAUAGUAGCAGUUGAUAUUCAGAAUGUGGUUUUGUUCCUUUUGGCCUUUUUGGUUGUCUUUAUACUCUUCCUUGUGGUGCAUGUUUACAUCAGUGCAUUGUGGCUUUUGUCUAGUGUGGUGUCUGUUCUUGAGCCUGUUUAUGGGAUAGGAGCUAUGAAGAAGAGCUAUGAAUUGUUGAAAGGAAGGACAGGAAUGGCAUUUUUCCUUGUUUUUGUAUAUUUGUCUAUUUGUGGGGUAAUUAAUGGCUUUUUUGGGUCAGUUGUGGUCCAUGGAGGUAAAAAUUAUGAUGUGAUUUCAAGGAUUAUGAUUGGUGGGUUCUUGGUUGGAGUAUUGGUGAUUGUAAAUCUCGUGGGGCUUUUGAUGCAAAGUGUGUUUUACUAUGUUUGCAAGAGUUACCAUCAUCAGGGGAUCGACAAGACUGCUCUGUAUGAUCAUCUUGGUGGAUACCUUGGAGAGUAUGUGCCUUUGAAAAGCAGCGUUCAGAUGGAGAACUUAGAAGGCGGUGCCUUGACUCCAUGAUGAUGCAAAGACAAGUGGCUUUCGACAUAGAGAAAGAGCAUCCAGUGGCAAUCGGGAUCAGUCUAAAGUUCAAAUUUUACUUUGAGAGAUUAAAGUGCACUGGAAUGACAUGAUUGUAGUACAAUUGGAGAUUUUCUUCAGUAGCUACUAGUCCAAUAUUGACAAUUGGAAUUGCAUGAUCAUAUUACAAUUGGAUUUCCUUCAAAAGGUAACUGGAUAUCCAUUUUGUGAAGUAGCUUGAAACAGUUUAGUGUACUUGGUUCCACAGUUCUAAUUGGCUGUGAGCAUGUAAUGGUUCUCUAGUUACAUCAGGUAAUAAUCAAAAUAUAAUUUUGGAAGAUAAACUGCGAUGGAAGUUCUUUCGGCAAGUUCAACAUACACAGUAUGCUACUAUAUAGUGUGGUUGGUCGUGGAGGCAUUGAAGAUCAUGCAGUAUGCAAUAACAAGUCUAAUAUGUCCAUGGAGCACUUAUUUUCUCUCUUGAGAACUUGUUUUUGGUUGGAGAGUGAAAAACAUGCAUUUUUGCUUUUCUAUGAUCUGAUUUGCACGUGGUUACAUUCCACUUUGUUAUUUCUCCUUGAGGAGCUUGCAUGUAAUUAGCCCGACGCAUUUAAUUCAGCUGGAUUGUGGUAACAUGCAUGAGAAAGGAGAUAUAUGCUGAGGUAAGUUUGUAACGGCAAAUAUAACAAAAUUUCAAGUCUGUGGCCACCUUAUGUCCUUUGUUUUGUACACCUUAGUAGCAACUUGCUGCCGAAGACUCUCUUACAUGAGAACGAAAUGAUGUGAGGAAUGUUUCACUGCUACUUCCCUCUGUGAGUGGAGUGAAGAAUUAAAUAUCUUUUUUUUUUUUUUUUGGGUAAAAAAGGUAGUAGCUUUAUUAAGGAAAAAGAUACUAGGGUGUUGCUGUGAAAAAGGAAUCUUGGCAUAUAAGAGUAAGCUAGUUAUAAUAGAUUCAGAAGAGUCCUGUGAUAUCUACACAAAUAAAAUGCUUAAACGACCGGAUUUUGAACCAUCCAUUUGAUGGAUGAUUUGGUAUAUAAUCAAAGUUGGGACAAUGUUGUUGAACAUUAUCCGUUCUGCAGCCAAGGGAGAAGCGAUUAAUCUGUUUGAAAAUUCUGUUUGUGCAAUUUCAAGUUUCAUGAACACAAGUCUUUCUCUCCUAUAUGGCUUCUUCAUGUAUUACCCUCUUGCAUGAUUGAUUCUUAGAAGGCUUUUAUUUGAGGCCAUGAGUGGAAGCUCUCUGCAAUUUGUUAAGGGUUUCUGUCUAAUUUUAUUUUGCCCUGGAUCUUCUGUGGGAUUGUUGCAGUAGAGUUCAUCGGCAAAUGCAUUUGAAUUUCCAGAAAUCGUGCAAAAUCUUGUUGUUCUUAUAUAUUGUCAUAACAGGUCGAGCUAUCCAACAAACCGUGCUAUAUUUCUCUCAUUUGCUCAAUCUGGAGAGAUGAAGAUAGACUAUGGACACUGUUUCCUAGAUGUGGAAGUUGGUUUUCUUGUUCCUUUUUGUGCUAAAAGUUGCAGAAAUUUGUAUGCUUAUUUGAUUGGAUUAGUCAAGAUCAGUUUAAUUUAAUUUGAAUACUCAA